Molecule: messenger RNA, 2569 nt
Organism: Aedes aegypti (yellow fever mosquito)
Lineage: Eukaryota; Metazoa; Arthropoda; Insecta; Diptera; Culicidae
Exons: 7
Coding region: 1199-2152 (317 amino acids)
Source: RefSeq, a predicted model, not a curated record
CUGUCCUGUCCCGAUUCGAGCGGCAUUUUCAGUCGUUCUUUUGACGUCGAUCCGUGUGGACGUAAUUCUUUCGCGCUAUUUGUGAAUCGAAAAUUUGGGAGUUUUGUGUACGCAUAGUGGGUUUGAUCCGAUACUGAUAAUUGUGAUUACUAAGCCGCAGCCUGUUAGGUCUUAGACUGUGGGAAUUGGAGGCCGUAUGGGUUCUCCGCUCGCAUUUCGAGAGCCGUGUCGGGUUUUAAUUGGGUGAAUCUAAAUUUAGAGGGCGAAUGAAGAUUUAUUAGCUCCGCCGCGAAGAGAUGUACAAAUGGAGUAUUGAUCUGGAUGUUCUGCUCGGUCGGUGGUUUUGAAUUUUACCAAUCCCGUGAUAGAUAUUUCUUACUUUCGGCAACGGUGAUCCAAGAAAGUGUGUUUUCUGCGAUUCUGCCCAUCGACACUCAUUGGAAAACGACAGCAAAUCUAGCUUAGACCGAGACAUAAUACGCUGUCGGUGAAAAACAGACGAGGAAAAUCUUCAUCCCAGCUGUUUGGAGUUCGCUCUCCCGCUAGCAUGUAGGCAGACAUGGUAUGAGAGAACAUAGAAGCAAAUCUCGGAAAAUGUGAAAAACGCGUCGAAUAGGAUUGAUACAAAAUUUAGCCUGUGUGAAUCGUUGGUGUUGGUGAAAGUGCUUCUAAAUGAUAAUAGAGGCUAUCAGUUGUGUGAUUGGAUAAAUUGUUGUGUUUUGCUAGAUAUCUCUGUGACUCGUGAUUUCGUGUGAUCUAGGAAAAGGGGUCCAGCCAAAACAAAUGUAGGAAAAAAGAGAAGAAAAUUUAAUCUAUAGGAGUGUUCUGCCGGAGUGAAAAUAUUGUUGAUUCCAACCAAAAAGUGCGUUCGGGCAGAUGGCAAGCAGAGAGUGUGAAUAAAAGUUGGUGUAAUAAAAAUAGCUACCAUAAGCUCACACAUCGUGGGGCAAAACAAGUGAAUGUUUACUCAGCUUAGACCGUGAGCACGUGUGUAUCGCAUCGUUCUGAAUCGCAGACUAGUUCGUUCGUGGAAAACAGCAGGGGAGAGGAUUCAAGCAUUCACAAUUCUUCGGAUUUGCACCCACCUGAGGACGUGCCAUCUACUCUACUCUUCUUCAGUCCUGUCUCCCGCUACCCCCUUCCGGCGUAGUCUGCAGCGAUCGUCGUCAGCACGCAAACCCUGAAGAGCAGCGCAAACAUGGAUAAACUCAGCACCGUAAAAAUUGGAUUAUUCUGUUUACUUUUUGGAGUCUGUGCGGCGGUGAAGAUUACGAGCCUUAAAGUGCCCUCCACAUAUCUGCUGGAUAAAAAUUCGAAGAAUCCGGACCCACUGAUACUGGACUGUGAGUACGAUGUGGACGAAAACGAGAAAGGAUUCGUGCUGAAGUGGUUCCUGGACGGACAGCCAGUGUAUCAAUGGAUACCGACCAAAAUCCCUUUCCCAUUCCAAUCCUUCAAAAACCGGGUGGACACCAGCUACGUCGUGUCGCAAGAGCGGUUGCACAAACACCGGGCGAUGGCCAUCAUCAAGCCGCUAGCCAACUUUACCGGAGAGUACGCCUGUAUGGUGCAAACGUUCGCUUCGAUAGACCGAAAAUCGGCCAAGCUGAAAAUCAUCGUUCAAGAGUCAAAGUUCGAUCUCAACUACUACCUGAACGGGGACGGUUACAUAACGGUCGAUUGCCACGCACGAGAUAUUUCACCGGAGCCAGAGCUGCAGAUUCGAAUCAACGAUAAAAUAUUCGAAACGCCAAAGCCGAGGUCCGUGCUGGGUGAGAAUAAUUUGUACAACGUGUCCAUCAGCGGCAGCAUACCGAAGGAGGAGCUCGAAAGCCCCACCACGAUCGAGUGUUACCUCACGGUACCGGAGACGAACUACACCAAGAAGCGCUCCACGAUUUAUUACGCGCGCAAUGCAAUAACUUACACUAAACCGCUUCCAGAAUCGCAUCUGAGAACCACAACUAGCACAGUAGCGACCACAACGAUCGUUGGCAUGCUGCAAGCGGCUCCGGAAAACCUACAGAAAAAGGAACUGAACGCCACCGACGGUAACAGCGCCAGCGCCCUGCCGGACCAGAUGCGGACCACGUCCGGCCUAAUAGUGACCCUGGUGACCAUUUUACUCAUCUUUACGUCGACGCUUUUGUAGACGAACUUCAAGCAGUACACCGAGGGCGAGAUUCGUGAUCGGUAUUUGCAUAUACAUUUUGUCCAUAGAUAAGCAACAAGACGCUCUUUCACAGUGGCAAACUAAGGAACAUGGUGGAGCGAUGUGGAUGUGGAAACCGAACUUCCUGAAUGUGUGUGUUCGAAAUGUGAGUGUUUGUAAGGAAGAAAAUGCGACACGUCAGUUAGGUUGAAAAAAAUUGUGUGUAGAUAUCGUUGAGGAUUCGCGUCGUGUUGUGUUGCACGAAACCCGAAGUGGAUUGAGAAGAUUGUUAGAUGGGCCUAUGUAUUGUCCAAAGAUUCGUACUUUUAGAUUGCGAUGUGGCCUUCGUUUCGAAUGUUAAUGGAAAAAAUAUGCAUUUGGGAAUUGGAUCUAUGACAAAAGGUCAAACGUCGAAAG